AUGCUUCUUGCCGUUCCGGAAACCCGACGUGAAAUGCGGGCCGAGGAUGAAUCAGUCUGUAAACAAAAGAACUUAGCCCGUAUUGAGCUCAUCAGCAGUGCGUAUCCGAUGGCCGUGCCGGGAUUCGAACCCCGGAUACCUGACAUGCGAGGUGAACGUGUAGUCACUACUCCACCAACGCACGUUGGACGCAUCUGGAUUUUCACGUCUGAACAGGCGAACGUGUUCACACUUGAGCGAUGUGAUUCCUAG
Opisthorchis viverrini is the source of this 252-nucleotide messenger RNA. RefSeq lists its product as hypothetical. The transcript has 2 exons. The record is from RefSeq and is a predicted model, not a curated record. Lineage: Eukaryota; Metazoa; Platyhelminthes; Trematoda; Opisthorchiida; Opisthorchiidae. Bases 1 to 252 code for a protein of 83 amino acids.